Malus domestica (apple) is the source of this 1316-nucleotide messenger RNA. The record is from RefSeq and is a predicted model, not a curated record. Lineage: Eukaryota; Viridiplantae; Streptophyta; Magnoliopsida; Rosales; Rosaceae.
GGAAGAAACACCGCACAUUGACCAAAUUAACCUUACUCCACUCACAUCCCCUCGUCACAUAACAAAGGUCAAAUACGUAAUUCAGUAAUAAGAAGUCGGUUUCUCAUUCUGGGCAGCAAACAAUUCCCUUUCUCCGCCCCUCCCCUUUCCCACUCCCAAUUCCGGCAAACUUCUCUUUCUCUCUCUCUCCCCAUUGCCACACCCUAGAAAACUUUCCCACCAGAAAUUUUCUCGGCAACCAAACAGACCCACAUAACUCUCUCUACGGUUUCAAAAAUACCCUUCUCCACCUCAAACGAUUCCCGCGGCUCGAUACAAUGGUUUUCUCAAGCAUCAGACGCUCGAUCACCCACUCGGCUCGUUCCAAACUCAAUAGAAAUGUGAUUUCGGGUUCUUACAACUGGAGGAACACGCUGCGGCACGAUUCCUUUCCGCCGUCUUUGACGCCGCUCGGCAAUGCGUGCGUUGAUGGCUGCGUAGGGAUUCUGAGGGGAUAUAUAGCUUACAAUGGAGCUGGGAAGCAGCUCUUAUCGAAAGCAUACAUGUCGAAUUUGAAGUCUGUUCUCGGAAUCCCUAGAAUUCGUCGCUUGUUCUCCAGCCAAGGCCCCGGGAAAAAAACAUUACGAAAACUAUUAUCCGAAAAACAAGAAGGAAAUUCCGAAAGGGGGCGAACAGAAAUCAGCGUCCAAAGAGGGAUCAGGUGCAGGUGGUCAGGGGAAUACUCGGGGACAGUUUUCGAAGCAGAUUCAAGAUUUAUUGCUCCUUUAAUGUUCAUUGGCUUUAUUGUCACAUCAUUAUUCCUUAAUCCUCAUCAAACGAAGGAGAUAAGUUUCCAAGAGAACAAGACUUGUAAGGAUUGCAAAGUUAUACCAGGAGAGAGCGUGGCUAAUCAACAUCGCUUGUUGGUGAUGGAUGUACAUAUCAAAAGAGGGAGACAAAAGAACAAGACUUGGAAGUGCCCAAGGACUAGAUGGUGGAAUCUAAAAGAAGAAAAACAAGCCAUUUUCAAAGAGAAGUUAAUUCCGAAAGUAUAUGAUGCCUUUUGUCUUUAAAUCUUUAUAAUUUGUAUUAAUAUAUGUUGUGUUGCAAUGUUUGAAUAGUUUCCGACUGCAGACAGUCUUGUGUUACAAUAACCCAAUUGUCUUAAAUUGAUCAAGCACAAUGCCUCAGAACGACUUGGAGAACUUGUCAUUAAAUGCGGUGAUAUUUUUGGAGUAGGUUUUGUUGGUGAAGAUUUCAACUGGAGCGCAGAACGACUUGGAGAAAGUGACCAAUGACAUAUGCUCAAGUUGCAGUGUAUGACUUCAGUUACAAGG